This is a messenger RNA of Penicillium brasilianum, 3539 nucleotides long. NCBI's taxonomy places the organism in Eukaryota, Fungi, Ascomycota, Eurotiomycetes, Eurotiales, Aspergillaceae. The record is from the annotation of a GenBank genome assembly.
CUCUAUACUUAUUUUGUUAGUCUGGCUGACUGUAGGCGAUCCCAAUGCUAGCCUGAACAAUCGGGUGUCCACGUAUUGUGGCGUUAUCGCCGUACGGUAAUUCCGGCAAACCCCUCUGCAGGUCCUGCCCCUCGUGCAUCACCUUCUCGUCUUCUUCUCUUCGUCUUCCCUUCUUCAACUGCAGAGACUUCGUGAGAGUCGCACCAAAGCUGACUUGACACCAGGUUGUUACUUAGGCAUCUUCCCUAGUUAUGCCUUGCUGCCAGACGGCUCCACAUCCCCAAUUCCAGGGGACCCGUUCUGGUCCGUUCCGCUAUCUACCAAUACACUCGAGCCUACCAGAUCACACACACAAUCAUCCUCCCACACGCGACAUCAAAACUCAAAAUAAAAGCCAUCUGCGACUUGUAUGCUACUGAAGCGAAAUGAUGUACUACAACGCCCUUGACUGUGCCCUAGCGACUCAGCAGUUUCAAAAGAGUGAUCAAAAAUCGGGGCGCUAUCAGCACUGCAAGCAACCGGCCAUGAUCGCUCCAAUUGCAACGCUGCCCGUGUGGAAAUGAUCUCAGGCCAUCCUUAUCAUGGGUCAUACGUUGUCUUUGAGCCAGAGCCAAGCCUUUUCUCUUGUUCCUCGAUUAGGAGAUGGCGCCCUGUGAACGACCAGUCAUGCUUCCGAGGAUCUUGAAUGCCAGAUCCGCCAGGCCCACAAAUGGUCACCUGAGUCUCCCGAUAAGCCGCACUUUUUCGCCACUUUUUUCCCUAGCCUGCUCCCUUUUUGCGAGUGUUCCGAAUAAAUUCUGCGAAUUCGGUUUGGUGCGUGUCUUGUUUGUCGCGUGACCGUGUAUACGCUGGCUAGCUAGCUCGCAUCUCGCCUAUCGGGCUGGGUUUUGGUUGCAUAUAUACAGGAACCCUGGUCCCUGACCACUGGAACGUUUCCGUUCGCUUGCCCACCAGCCGCGGUUUUCUGGGGCACCAAAAUUCCACCCCGCCUUCACGACCUGUCAAAUUAACCAUCUUCUUGCAACCUGUUUCAGCUUUCAAGCGCGCUCGUCUUACUCGUUAGAAGCUCUGACGCGGUCUCCCCGAAACCACAUGCCGUCUUUCACCGAGGACCACCCUGGUCCCGAUACUGAAGUAGCAGACACCACACCUAUCUCAGGGACUGGCUUGAGAAUUCCUUCGUUGCUCAAGGCCUUGCACGCGAGUGCAACCGGUCCUGCAUCCCCACCUGACGGGACGACUCUGAAACAAUACCGUGCACCCGUCGCUAAAGUAACUGCAAGACCCCCAAUUCAGCCACUAUCGUCAAUGCCUUCUGCUUUGGGCAGUCAGUCAAGCGCCAAGCAUGAUGCUUCGGUGGGAGACGAGACCGAGCAAAACUCCAAGGGUGAUGAAGAUCCCCAGAUGAAUUUGUUCCAUCAAGUUUCAGAAUGGCUGCAGCAUGAAAAGGUCAGACGCAAGAACCGCAAGGCUCGCCGAGCUGAGGCAGCGUCGUCUGGUGCUACGGAAGCUACCCCUGAUUCGGAAGAUUAUUCGAUAGAUGAAGCACCGCAAUUCUCAGAAAGCACUUUCUCUCUCGACAAGCUAGAGAAAAUUCUUCUGCACUACUCGGGUGCUCGUACCGGGGACGGCCUCUCGUCUCUCCAGCCCAUCAAGCGAGCAGUCCGGCGACGUCCUAAAGGCUUGCGUCGUGGAUCAGCCUCGGAGUCUGAUGUCACCGAUAUUGAGGCCCCCGUGCCUAGCGUAGAAGCUGUCCUUGACAAUUCAAAGACCCUCGCUUAUACGGGCGGUGCCGCAGAGGAGGAGUCCACGGAAAGUAGUACCUGCUCAAAGCGUCUGAAAGACCAAGAUGCCUGGUUGACGUUUAAGACGGAUAUUGUGCGUAUUGCGCAUACCAUGCAACUCCGGGGCUGGCGCAAAGUUUCAAUGGAGGCGGCUGGAGAUAUUAGGGUCAUCCGUCUCAGUGGUGCUCUAACCAAUGCGGUUUAUGUGGUCGAGCCACCUAAGCAGCUGCCUGUUCUUUCUCGGAGCAACAAUGGCUCUGCUCCGGUGGUUUCAAGAAAGCCCCCGCCAAAGCUACUACUACGCAUCUACGGUCCGCAGGUUGAUCAUUUGAUCGAUCGUGAGAAGGAAUUACAGAUUUUGCGCCGCUUGGGCCGCAAGAACAUUGGACCCCGUGUCCUGGGAACCUUCCUCAACGGUCGUUUUGAAGAGUUCUUCGAAGCACGUCCACUCACGCCACGGGAACUCCGGCUUCCAGAGACAGCCAAGCAGAUCGCGAAGCGCAUGCGAGAGCUUCAUGAUGGUAUUGAACUUCUAGAAGAGGAGCGUGAGGGUGGUCCCGUCAUUUUCAAGAAUUGGGACAAGUGGGUGGACCGCUGUGAGCAGGUCACCACUUGGUUGGACAAGGAGCUUCUAUCCCCGGAGAAUGAGGCAAAGGCGGCCGUAGAACUCUGGCGUCGGCGCGGCUAUGUAUGUGGUGUACCAUGGGAGAUAUUCCGUAAGGCAGUGGACAAUUAUCGGAUGUGGCUGAUUGCCAGCUGCGGUGGCAUCAGUGAGAUCAAGCGCCAGCUGGUGUUUGCGCACAAUGAUACUCAAUACGGCAAUCUGCUUCGGAUGGAGCCUGCUACGCAAUCUCCUCUCCUGUUGCCCGCCAAUGAACACAAGCAGCUUGUUGUCAUUGACUUUGAGUAUUCAUCAGCCAACACCCCUGGUCUCGAGUUUGCCAACCACUUUACCGAGUGGUGCUACAACUACCAUGACGAAGAAAUUCCAUGGGCUUGUAACAACCGCCUCUACCCCACACCGGAGGAGCAGCACCGAUUCGUGGCCACCUAUCUCGCUCACCGUCCCGCUAUUCCUGGUGGCCCUGCUUCGCCCUUGGCCACCCCAUCCGCUACUCCCUUCAUGCGCGGCGGCCGUUCAACAACCUCUAUCACCCCCUUGAACCUCGACGACGGCCCCGAAGGUCCUCUUGGGCAGCAGCUCGAGGCUUCCGGCGAGGACGAGCUUGAGUCCCAGGUGAGAUACCUUAUGCAUCAGACCCGCUUGUGGCGUGUUAUGAACUCGGCACAAUGGGUAGCGUGGGGUAUCGUACAGGCUAAAGUGCCUGGCAUGGAUGAAGGCAUUACCGAGAUGACAGCUGCGUCUGGAAAUGACUCUUCAGAGCAUGAGACUCAUUCCGAUGGCAAUGGCGAGCAUAAGACUCCGCCAGUUGACCAUAAUGUUGAUGAAGAAGAGGAGGAGUUUGAUUACUUGGCUUAUUCCCAGGACCGGGCUAUGUUCUUCUGGUCUGACCUGUUGGCUUUGGGUCUGGUUAAUCCAGAUGAUCUGCCCGCACCGAUGGUUGAGCACAUCCGGGCGCGGGCUGUCGACUAUUGAUCAGACUUGAGGAUCUGAUCUGAUCGUGUCGAUAUGAUUGAUUGAAUGCAUGAGCGAGGGUACGCACGAUGAUUAUAUUACGAUGUGGAUGUCAGUUACGCUGUACAUAGCUAGCGGUGCGCAUAAAUACUCUCAAAUUUCGAAUUGUUCCCGAAACG